GGCUUAUCCCAGGGGAUAGACGACCCUUUGGUAAACGCUUUCGCUGAAGUCCUACAGAAAAUUUCCAUGAAAAUGCCUGGAAGAAAUCCACCCACUCCGCCAGAAACCCCUAUAAAACCCACUGCCUACGUUUCAAUUCCCUGAAGCCUUAGAAGUUGGAAUUAUCCAUCCAUCUCUCAGUCUAGCCCAAGAUGGUCGGCCAGGAGAAGAGUAAGCGGGUGGUGGACGAGGUCUCGGGCUGGCUCCGGGUGUUCGACGACGGGUCCGUCGACCGGACCUGGACCGGACCGCCCGAGGCCCUUUUCCUCAUGGAACCCGUCCCCUCCCAUGACACCCCCCGCGAUGGCAUCACCCUCCUCGACCUCCCUGGCGACCCCUCCCUCCGCCUCUACCUCCCCGAGCUGCCGCCGGAGCACGGUGGCGACGGGCGGAGGAAAGCGCUUCCCAUACUCCUCCAAUUCCAAGGCGGAGGCUUCUGCAUCUCCCACUUCUCCUGGUUCAUGUACCACCAAUUCUACUCCCGCCUCGCCCGCGCCGUCCCCGCCAUCGUCGUCUCCGUCGAUCUCCCUCUCGCUCCCGAGCACCGCCUCCCCGCCGCUAUGGACGCUGGCUUCCGCGCACUCCUCCACCUCCGCUCCCUCGCCCAAGCCCCACCGCCGCCGCCGGAGGCGGCGGCUGACCCGGCGGAGCGUCUACGCGCUUGCGCCGACUUCUCCCGGGUGUUCCUCAUCGGGGACAGCUCCGGGGGGAACGUGGUGCACGAGGUGGCGGCGCGCGCGGGCCGGCUGGAGGAAGAGCAGGAGGGGUUCUGGUCGCCGCUCAAGGUGGCGGGCGGUAUUCCGCUCCACCCGGGGUUCGUCCGGUCGACCCGGAGCCGGUCGGAACUGGAGCUCCCGUCGGACUCGGUUUUCUUCACCCUGGACAUGCUGGACAAGUUCCUGGCCCUGGGGCUGCCGGAGGGGGCUACCAAGGACCAUCCCUACACGUGCCCGAUGGGGGAGGCGGCGCCGCCUCUGGAGGAGCUGAGGCUGCCGCCGUUCCUGGUGGCGGUGGCGGAGAGGGACCUGAUCCGCGACACCAAUUUGGAGUACUGCGAGGCCAUGAGGAGGGCCGGCAAGGACGUGGAGCUGUUGGUGAACAAAGAGGUGAGCCACUCCUUCUACCUCAACAAGGUCGCCGUCGACUUGGACCCCACCACAGCCAAGCGGACGGAGGAGCUCAUCCUGGCCAUCAAGGACUUUAUGGACCGCCACUGAUAGCCGCCGGCCGACGGACUCACCGGUGGAAUUAAGUUAGUAGAAUGAAGUCGUGGUGUAAGAGAGGUUGUGACGGGGGAAAGAUAUUUUCUUGUUUCCAAAUCAACAAACCGCGGGACUGCAAACUAUUAUAACGACGACGACAAUAAAAGUGAACGCUAGCUGCAAUAUCGCGACCUUGUGUGUUUCUUUCUUUUUAGAAAAUAAGUAUUCUGUACGAGCCAUUUCUGCUCAUGUUCGCCAUCGCUGCAUCGUUCAUGGAAAAGCUUGCUCCGUCGAUUUUAAUUUCUUUA
Messenger RNA from Phoenix dactylifera (date palm), 1549 nucleotides. RefSeq names its product strigolactones hydrolase CXE15. Lineage: Eukaryota; Viridiplantae; Streptophyta; Magnoliopsida; Arecales; Arecaceae. Gene Ontology annotation, molecular function: hydrolase activity. The record is from RefSeq and is a predicted model, not a curated record.